This is a messenger RNA of Cercopithifilaria johnstoni, 2220 nucleotides long. NCBI's taxonomy places the organism in Eukaryota, Metazoa, Nematoda, Chromadorea, Rhabditida, Onchocercidae. The record is from the annotation of a GenBank genome assembly.
AUGCGCAAUGAAAUUCGAUCAUACUGCUUGCGAACGAUAAACUUUCUAAAAAAGAUUUUCGGAUUUAUCAUUACUCAUAUUGGAUUGUGUGUAUUAGUUGCUGCAUACGCUGUUCUCGGAGCAUUUAUGUUUCGCGAAAUCGAAUAUCCUGAAGAAUUGAAAUUUCAGGGGCAUAUAGAGAAUGAUACGUGGACGGUAAUAAACGAAUUGUAUAGGUUUAUCGAUUCAUGUGAUGUAAUCGAAGAAGCGGAAGUGAAAAACAAAGCACAUAAGUUGCUUAAAGUUUUCGAAUUACAACUUGUUAAUGCUGUCAACUUUGAAGGUUACGAUGAUAAAGAUGUGAUAACACCAAAUUAUCAGUGGACAUUUUCUGGUGCUUUAUUAUUUUCAAUAACUGUUUUCACAACUAUCGGGUAUGGCCAUAUCUGCCCAAAAACACCUUUGGGACGUGGUAUGACAAUGUUAUAUGCAAUGUUUGGUAUACCUCUCAUGUUGCUCUGCUUAGCAAAUAUUGCCGAAAGCCUUGCUCAGGUAUUUACGUUUGUAUAUUUCAAAGUUUGUUGUGCAUAUUGUCGAUGGCAACAAAAUCGUCGUCGUGUUCGUCGUUCAGCAAUCAGUUUCCGCUAUCAUCCCAAUGCACCGAUAAACGCUAGAAGAGUUCCACCAAGUCGCUACAAUCAACGUUAUUCUGGAAUACGUCGGCAUGGAAGUUUGACGCGAAUGUACGGAACACGUAUGAAAAGUAUUUUGAGCGACACGAAAAGUAUUCAUAGCUCACGAAGCUUUAAUAAUAAAUUUGACACAACUUCAUUACCAGGACGUAGAAAUUUCGCAACUUAUAACGCUCGAACGUCGUAUGAUACCAACCAUAAAUUAUCAUUAAGGAGAAAGACAAGAAUAGCAAGUCUAGCAAAUCGGAUCCGUUUAAAUGAUCUAUCAUUACGCGAUUCUUUACUUCGCAGUGAUGGCGAAUUUGACCAGAGGCGAGGUUGUUGUAAUUUAUCAGCAAGGCUUGCUACUGAACAUUCAUACAUCUCUUCAAAAGGUGGUAUACCAGUGCGUUAUCAAAAUAAUGGUAAACCACGUGGUGCCUUCGUUGAACUUAAAACUUAUGGUGGUAAUAUUGCUGGAACAUCAACUAAUUUACCUUCUAAUGUUACUGGCUACAUUUCGGUGCCACAACUAAGAGCCAAAGCUCGACUAAAGGAAGAAAAGGAAAAGGACAUGUCAACAGUUACACCAAGAAUCAUUAAUCAACGUGUAAGUAAUUCAAACAGAAAGGAAAGUGAUUCGAUAAGAUUACCACAAAUUACAGUUAAUGAUGUGGAAGAGAAAGAUGAAACUAAUCACCAGAAAAGGAUUUCGAACAAUAUCGAACAAUCAUCAAUUGUUACAGCUACAAUUAAGGAAGAAGAACAGGCAGAAAGAGCAUCAUCUUCACAGGAAUCAACACAACAGCAAUCAACAGGCAUUGCCAUUAACUGCGUAAUGAACACAACAAACAAACCGCCAUCCUUCGACAAUAGUCGAUCGUUUCACAGUGUGGGUAGCGAACGGUCUGAUGACAUGUCAUUACGGUCAAUAAGACGUAGGGGCAUACCAUAUAAACGCGAAAAAAUGCCGCUUUCGGUUGGAAUAAUAACGGUUAUUUUGUUUAUUGCCGGUGGUGCCAUUUUAUUCGCUGUUUGGGAAGAUUGGAAUCUUUUCGACGGUGCAUACUACUCAUUUAUCACUUUAAGUACGAUCGGUUUUGGUGAUAUAGUACCCGGGCAAAGUCUCGGUGAAGGUUCACAAGAAAAGCUAAUUGUAUGUGCAUUGUAUUUACUAUUUGGUAUGGCAUUAAUCGCAAUGUGUUUCAAAUUGAUGCAAGAUGAUGUGGUUCAGAAAGCACGAUGGCUUGGACAAAAAAUUGGUAUUCUUGGAAAACAAAAUGAAACGUCGCGGUUGGGUGACGUACUAACAUCACCUAUACUGCGCAUGUUGGAACUGCAAUCCAAUAUUGCACGAUCACGAGUUCAAGCAAUGAGAGAAAGUAUAUCAGAAACAGAAUCUGAAGUGGAUGAUGAUAAUUUGAUAGAAGAAGAUGAUAAAGAUAAUAUUAUGUCUGAAGAAAAAACUGAUCAGGAUAAGGCUGCUUUAUCCAGUGGUUCAUCGAAACGUGAUGAUGAUGAGUUACGCAAUUUGAUCGUACGUGGUGAGAAGAAGUAUCAAGGAUAUUAG